AGAUGUGUUGCCUUUCUCCGAUGAUUUAUUCUUUUGGGUACUAUCUUGAAGGCAAGGAGAGCCCUGAGGGCGAUGAAAGGAUUAGUGAAGCUUCUGGCUUUGGUAAGGGGAAAAAUUGUAAGGAAGCUGGCGGCAGAGACUUUUCGAUGCAUGAACGCGUUGCUCAUAGUGCAGGCCAAAGCUUGCGCCUGCAGAGCACUUCACUCUAAGACGAGCAGCUCGAGCAAGAACUCUCACUCUAAUCCUUUCCAGGGCCCUGCAACUCCUGAGAAGUAUGAGGCUGCACUUCGUUCUAUUGCCUGGAAGAACUUGAGUAAAGCUUCCAAGCAGCCCAUUGAUAAUGAGAAACUAAGGUUCUAUUCAAAGAGGAAGAACUGCCUUUGUCACCUUCAAUAUUCUUGUUGUAGCGUUAAAUCUAAUUACAGUGCUAGAAGUUUAGCCACCGAGCCAAAGUCACUAUCAACUCCAAGUUCUUCGUCUGUCGAUCCGUACCAACUCUCUUCUGGAGAGAGCGCUCAGUACUACUCUGCAGCUUCACAACACGUGAACUCGAGGAAGGGACCCUUUACACCUGUUAAGACAGAGCGCUCGCGGAGUUUUUUCAAGGGUUAC
Dendrobium catenatum is the source of this 612-nucleotide messenger RNA. RefSeq lists its product as uncharacterized. The record is from RefSeq and is a predicted model, not a curated record. The annotation marks the transcript as partial. Lineage: Eukaryota; Viridiplantae; Streptophyta; Magnoliopsida; Asparagales; Orchidaceae. The transcript has 3 exons.